Messenger RNA from Perca fluviatilis (European perch), 1454 nucleotides. It is a transcript of the gene cyria, whose product is annotated as family with sequence similarity 49 member A. The transcript has 13 exons. NCBI's taxonomy places the organism in Eukaryota, Metazoa, Chordata, Actinopteri, Perciformes, Percidae. Gene Ontology annotation, biological process: regulation of actin filament polymerization. The coding region runs from base 284 to 1258 and encodes 324 amino acids. Gene Ontology annotation, molecular function: small GTPase binding. The record is from RefSeq and is a predicted model, not a curated record.
GAGGGAACAGAGGGAGGGGUAAGUGCUCAGAGUGUUGUUGUCUGUCGCUGCUGGGGACAGACAGAGCUGGCCAAGGUCGGUGAAAGUACUGCUGAGACCAACAUAACAUCUUAAAAAGUACUACCCCAAGAGACAUACAGAGACAAAGAGAAAGCGGAUGAUAUAGACAGCAAGCCGGCGUCCUCCACCAGAGAAGGUUUGCUGGAAUGGGUAACCUGCUAAAAGUCCUAACAAGGGAUAUAGAGAACUAUCCACACUUUUUCCUGGACUUUGAAAAAACCAAAUGGGGAAUCUGUUAAAAGUGCUCACUUGCACAGAGCUUGAACAGGGGCCAAACUUUUUCCUUGAUUUUGAAAAUGCCCAGCCGACAGAAGGAGAGCGUGAGGUGUGGAACCAGGUGAACUCAGUCCUCCAGGACUCUGAGAACAUCCUGACUGGCCUGCAGGCAUACAAAGGAGCAGGCCAGGAGAUCAGAGAUGCCAUUCAAAACCCCAGUGACUUCACGCUGCAGGAGCGAGCCUGGAACUCAGUCUGCCCGCUGGUCAUCAAACUCAAGAAGUUCUACAGUUUCUCUCUCAGACUAGAGGAGGCUCUGCAGAACUUGUUGGAGUGCCUGACCUGUGCGCCCUUCACGCCCACUCAGCACCUGGAGAGAGAGCAGGCGCUGGCCAAACAGUUUGCUGAGAUCCUCCACUUCACUCUGCGCUUUGAUGAGCUCAAGAUGAGAAUUCCUGCAAUCCAGAAUGACUUCAGCUACUACAGAAGAACCAUCAGUCGGAACCGGAUAAACAACAUGAAUUUGGACAUUGAGAGGGAAGUCAACAACGAGAUGGCCAACAGGAUGUCUCUGUUCUACGCCGAAGCCACACCCAUGCUGAAGACACUCAGCAACGCAACCACAAACUUUGUGACAGAGAACAAGACUCUUCCACUGGAGAACACGACCGACUGUCUGAGCACCAUGGCCAGCGUCUGUAAAGUCAUGCUGGAGACCCCGGAAUAUUCGAGUCGUUUCAGCAGCGAGGACACGCUCCUGUUUUGCAUGAGGGUCAUGGUCGGAGUCAUCAUUCUUUAUGACCACGUCCACCCCAACGGCGCCUUCAACAAGUCCUCCAAGAUAGACAUGAAAGGCUGCAUAAAGGUUCUCAAGGACCAGCCGGCAGACAACGUGGAAGGCCUCCUGAAUGCCCUCAAAUUCACCACAAAACACCUGAACGACGAGUCCACUCCCAAGAACAUCCGGACGAUGCUCCAGUAAUGUUUUGUUCUUUUUUUUUUUAUAUAUAUAUAUAUAUAUAUUAAAGAGGAUCAAUGCUCUGACCUCAAAUAAGAUGUAUAUGUUUACAUUAUUUAAAAAGACUCGAUGUUAAUACUUUGUGUUAUGGCAUAGUCAUUCCCUCCAAGCUAUUGCAGAACAUGUACCUUCUACUUUGCAAAAAAAAAAAAAAAAACAA